UCUUUCAUUCUCCCUCUCUCAGAAACCAAAUCAGUCGGAGCGAAGCGAACCAAAGCCAGAGAAAGCCGUGCUUCUGGAAAAUGAUUUGAUUUCAAAUCCUCUGAAAAAAAAAAGAAAAAAAAAAAAUUAGCCACCGAGAGUCCGAGACUGUGAAAAUGGCAAAUCUCUACGCUCUGAAGUCUACUCUCUGCCCUUCCUCCAUUUCCCGCUCCAAUUUCCCUCGGACCUCCGCUCCCGCCAAACGGUGCAUCUUCAGUAGCUCUUCUUCAGUCCAGAGACGAAAGCUCAGCGUUUGCUGUGCGGUGAAAGACAGCGAGGAUCAAAGCAAUGGCGAGUUCUCUUUUUCGCUUUUCCAGAUUGCUCCAUCUGUGUGCUUGGGGGUUUCGCGUUUAUUCCGAUUGUUUGUUUGUAAAAUUUGGGGUUUUUUCUCUCUCUCCGUGUGUGUUUCAGGUGAAGAGCCGCCGGAGUCGUUAUUUAUGAAGGAGUUAAGGAGGAGAGGCAUGACACCGACGUCGCUGCUGGAGGAAAGCAAGAAGGGUGGAUAUGGAAUUGAGGACGAUGAAACGAAACUAAGAGAAGGCGACAGAGUCUUCUCCAAGAGGAAUGCAGUGUCGACUGAAAUCGAUAAAGGGCUUUUGAAUCAAAGAGAGCGCUCCAUGGCCUUGAACAGUGAAGGCCUUGAGCAGGCAACUAACGCUUUCUUCCCUAACCAGGGACUGAUCCCACGAGCUAGACUAUUACUUACAAUUGGGGGAACAUUCUUCUUGGCCUUUGGUCCGUUGAUUCUCGUAACUGUUGGUGCUUUCACGGCUCUCUACUUGUAUUUUGGAGCAAGUUUUGUGCAUGAUGGGAGCGCAACUCCGGUGUCACCUCCGCAAUACAUCGAUCCAUAUGCGCUGCUGGAAGACCAACGAAUUUCUGAUGUAGCGCCUACCUUGAAGUGAUUAGUUGCUAGACCCACAAACCAGCAGCUGAUCGUUGAACAAGAACGAACCACACGUUCAACGGUUCAAUCCUAUACGGACUAGGAAUUAUUCCUUUCCUUUUGUAAAUACCCACCAACUAUUCUGUUAUCUAAAUUUCUCUCCUUACCUAUAUAUUCAUGGCAAUCUCCUCAUGCUUUUGAUUGUUUCUGUAUGAUAUUAAAUGAUCAACAAGCUAAGACCAUCCACAGGUAUUUGGCUGACUACAAAUGCUACAUGUUCAGAAUGUAAUUUCAAAGGAAUUGCAUAAAUUUAGUUCACACUUGGAAAGUUGUAAACCUG
Linum tenue is the source of this 1265-nucleotide messenger RNA. Lineage: Eukaryota; Viridiplantae; Streptophyta; Magnoliopsida; Malpighiales; Linaceae. The record is from the annotation of a GenBank genome assembly.